This is a messenger RNA of Owenia fusiformis, 2313 nucleotides long. Lineage: Eukaryota; Metazoa; Annelida; Polychaeta; Sabellida; Oweniidae. The record is from the annotation of a GenBank genome assembly.
GCUUCCUCAAGUACAUGUAUAUAGGCAACACAUCAACUAGGUUCUUACAUUUUAAACCAAAAAGCUUGACUUGUUUUAAAUCGAAAGAUGGCUCUCGCAAAUCUCACAUUGUCUGUUAUAAGGCCACCGAUGGAAUUUGAGACAUUGCUGGAUGUGAUUUCAGGAAUAAUCCUGCUGAUUGUUAUCAUAACAGGUAUAAUGAAUUUGACUAUAAUUAUCAUUCAUUACAAAGCUAGGCCUUAUUCAGCUUAUAAUCUGUUGAUUAUGGGCCUUGUAGCUGUUGACACAAUGGAUGCAUUGAUACUAUCGCCAUUAUGGUUGGCGACCCUCACAAAUCGGGACGGAAUGAUGACUCCAUCCGUUUGUACUAUAAGCAUUGUACUAAGCACGUUUACGUUCUUGGGACAUCAUAUCUUGAUUCCAACUAUCGCCUGCAUGCGCCUUAUGAAAGGUCUGUACAUUUCUUUGAAUCCACGCACAUUGAAGAUCUUUUCGUACGCUGGCCUUUUGAACUGUCUUAUGAUCAGCACUUGUGGCAGUAUCAUCCGCCUGUUUGUCAAAACAACCUUCACUGAUCAGCUCAGACCGAUGUCCAUGUCCUGUACAUUCCUUGGAGGCUGGAAUGAUGCUGAAAAUGGUAACUCUGUCGGAUGGGUUGGGCUGUUUGUCUUUACUUUACUUAGUUGUAUCAUAACAAUAACAUUGUACAUUGUGUUAGCUAAAAGACUGCGACAGCAACAAAAAGUAUCAGUUGCGACAUCCUCUAGGAGUUCAUACUUCUCUUAUGCUAAAUCUAUGAAGUCGGGAAUGAGAGCAGUCAUUAUGUUCAUAUUUGCAUAUCUUCCGAUUUAUCUUCUUCCCUGGAUCACUCAUUUUGGUUUGAGUGUCCUUAUUACAUCACGAACAAUCACUUCGUUGCUCGUUUCCAUCACACUUCUUAUAGUACCUAUGAAUGCGGCCAUUUAUGUGUGGAAAACACCCCUUCGUUCUGGACUAACCAAUCAUUUCCCCAGAAAGCUGCAAUCUGCUCUUCAAGUAUUGGUAUAUCGAAAUCAUAACGACGCCGAAAGACAAACUCGUCAAGGUAAUGCAGCUGAAGUGAACAGUUUCAAUGCAAUAAGCAGUAAACCUUGUAGAAUCAAUGAGAAACGUUUACAAUUCAAGAAAUCAUUAAGCUUAUCCGAAUCUCUCCCUCCUCUCAUUCAUGAAGCCCAUCAAAAGUCGAAUACAGAAGUUCGCAUCGAUAUAAAUGAGGGAAUGAGCGAUGAUGCUGUUAACCUUAACGAGAUAAGAAUGGAAGAACUCGGUGCUAAAGACAAUCGUGCACAAGUAAGACCAAUAAAUAAUACAGUGUUACAAAGAGAAACUCUUAAAAAGGUAAAACAAGAGAGACAUAAGAUGGCCCCGACAUUAAUGUUAGUCAAAGAGUGUGGGGAUGAGUUGAAUACACCAAGCACGGGUGAUAGAUGCUCUGAUAACAGUUCCAUGCAUGGGUCAUCAGAAUCUGGCAAGGCCACCACUCAUUUGCCAAGUGUUCCAAGUAUUAGUGCAUCUGUUCAAGAGAAUGAAAAAUUUAAAACACAAAGUAGUAUUAGCUCGUACGUCUGUCCUGUCCCAGAGUCUGAGGACGAUAGCUCAAAAGGUACACUAUGCUCAAGUCCUACGUGGAGCUCAUCAGCCAAGCGUGUCGUUCAUUGCGGAGAUCCCACACCCUCAGAACAGGUCGGUGAUGGUGUCUUGGCUAGUUGUCCAGAAGAAUUUACAAGCACAUCCUUGGAAGGCCUUUCUGUUACAAGAGACAUGGUUACUAUGGACAAUACAUGUACCAAAACAAGAAAUCAAUGCCAAUCAAAUAUUAAUGCGAGAUCUGCUCAAAUCGUUUCAAGUAAACCGAAAAUAAAAGCACAGAGGGUCAAUUUCUUUCCGCAAACAAAAAUCUCACAUUUUCCAAUGGAAUCAUCUCAAUACAAGUCAGUUCUUCAAAUGGUUUAUAACAAUUAGUUCUGACCUCUUUCGGUGAACAAAAUAAAUUAUCGCAUAAUGGCUUUAUAUAUAAUGUUAUACAUGUAUUUUGAAGGCUGUAAUUUAGCGAUUAGGUUAUCCUUUCGGGAGUGAAACAGUAAUCAUGUCGUCAUAGCAGAAAGGUUUCAUGAUAAAGAUAUACGUGUGAUGUUGUUUUAAAAAAGUUGUUAGCAGGAUUGUCUCGUUGAACUGUUGAAAGUAUCUAUGAAGUAUCUGUAAGCCAAAAUGUAAUAAAAUGUACCUUGUAAACAAUCGAAAUCAAUAUUAUCAAUAAAUGGGAUGAAAUCAAAA